Amorphotheca resinae ATCC 22711 is the source of this 1524-nucleotide messenger RNA. RefSeq lists its product as hypothetical. Gene Ontology annotation, cellular component: preribosome, small subunit precursor. Bases 22 to 1335 code for a protein of 437 amino acids. The record is from RefSeq and is a predicted model, not a curated record. Lineage: Eukaryota; Fungi; Ascomycota; Leotiomycetes; Helotiales; Amorphothecaceae. The transcript has a single exon. Gene Ontology annotation, molecular function: RNA endonuclease activity. Gene Ontology annotation, biological process: maturation of SSU-rRNA; ribosomal small subunit biogenesis.
GUCGCUACCCACGCAGCAAAAAUGGCCUCAAACGCACCGAAACCGAUACACAGUCUAGUUAUUGAUGCAGGUCCGAUAAUCAAAAAUGAGCCAUCUGUUUCAACCCUCCUAGGACAGGCCGAAACGCUUUUCACGAUCCCGGCCGUUAUCGAUGAAAUCCGCGACGCAGUGACAAGAGCUCGAGUAGAAUCGACUCUACUGCCAUUUCUAACGUUGAGAUCACCGAGAGCAGCAAGCAUAAAGGUCAUCACGGACUUUGCGAGGAGGACUGGGGAUCUGGAGGUGCUCAGUCGUCCGGAUAUACACCUGAUGGCAUUGGCAUACGAGCUAGAGUGCGAAAGGAACCAUGGAGAUUGGCGGUUAAGAAGCUUGCCGGGGCAAAAAAGACUUAAUGGAGCGCCACCUGCUUCUCUGAAGAGUGAGAGCUCCUCGGAGACGCCUGCAGAACAGGCUGAGACGCCGACACAAUCUGAGCCGACGACUACACCUGAGACGAGUGCCACAGUCCCCGAGCAGGUUAAUGAACCUGUCACAACCACUAUCGAAGAAUCCCUUGAAUCCACUCAUAUUUCUUCGCCGGAUGACCAAAACAAGGAAUCAAACCCGGCGGAGUCUAGCCUUACACCUUCUUCAGAACAGCCAACCACAGAAUCCGAUCAUACGGUUGAAGAAGUAGAAGUCUCAGGAUCGGAAGACUCCGAUGAGGAGGGCUGGAUCACACCCUCGAACCUCAAGAAACACCAAGAAAAGGACGCAAACUCUUCAGCCGAACCUCAAGAUGAACCCAAGGUAAUGCAAGUCGCAAUCAUCACUUCCGAUUUUGCCAUGCAAAAUGUUCUUCUACGCAUGAACAUCAACCUUCUCUCUCCGUCUCUACAGCGAAUACGGCAGCUUAAGACUUGGGUCUUACGGUGCCAUGCGUGUUUUGAUAUCACAAAGGAUAUGAGCAAGCAAUUCUGUCCUCGCUGCGGGAAACCAACGUUACUUCGAACAUCGUGUUCAACAGAUCAAAAUGGUACUUUCAAGGUACAUCUCAAGAAGAACAUGCAAUGGAACACCCGAGGGAAUGUUUAUAGCAUCCCGAAGCCAGUGGCAGGUUCGUCGAAUGGGAAGCUUGUUGCAGGAGGAGGAAAGGGAGGAUGGGGCCAGAGUUUGAUCUUGGCAGAGGAUCAAAAGGAAUACAUCCAAGCCAUGACAGGGGCGAGGAGAAAGAAGGAGAGGGAUUUGAUGGAUGAGGACUACUUGCCUAGUAUCCUGUCAGGUGAUCGAGCCAGAGCGGGUGGGAGGCCGAAAGUGGGAGCUGGGAGGAACGUGAACUCGAAGAAGAGACGUUGAUUUCGUCUGUUCGAAUUAUGACAUUGCCGGCGUCGAAGAAAAUGGGACGAAAGGGUCAUAUACGGAACACAGGAUAGAUAGAACUUGGGAAUCUUUUAUGACCUUUUUGACGUAAUAUCCAUGCAGCAAUCGCAACAAUAUCUCAAACACCACCUAACUCCCAUACUCCACGAUAUGCCCCUCCCUCCU